Lytechinus variegatus (green sea urchin) is the source of this 1335-nucleotide messenger RNA. RefSeq names its product protein eyes shut homolog. Gene Ontology annotation, cellular component: protein-containing complex; plasma membrane. The coding region runs from base 1 to 1335 and encodes 444 amino acids. The transcript has 11 exons. Gene Ontology annotation, biological process: heterophilic cell-cell adhesion; establishment or maintenance of epithelial cell apical/basal polarity. The record is from RefSeq and is a predicted model, not a curated record. NCBI's taxonomy places the organism in Eukaryota, Metazoa, Echinodermata, Echinoidea, Temnopleuroida, Toxopneustidae.
AUGAGAGAAGAAAUUUCCGGUCAUUGGAAAAGUAACACGAAUACACAUCAUCACUCUAUUGGCUUAUCGAUAGGAUUGGACAUUGAGAACCGAUCACGGCGAGCGGGAUCAACAUCGCCAGGUCAUGCGUCAGCACCUCCACAAAAGAACGUAUCAGUACUCACUGAGAACGAAUGCCAGUCGAUCACCAGCCCCGAUGGAACAGUGAUACAACUCGUACCUAAACUCAUUCCCAAACUACGAGGUCGUCUUCCGGCGAGUAUGGGCAGCAUUGGUCGACAUCUCAUAUGCCAUUUACCAGGGGGUGCGUGUGCCCUCAAACCGUGCAGCAAUGGAGGAAUCUGUAUGGAAGAGGGAAACGGGUACACGUGUUCAUGCGGUACAGAUUUCACGGGGACCAACUGUGAAACAGCUUUGAUUACAGGUUUGGACAUUGAGAACCGAUCACGGCGUGCGACAUCAUCAUCGCCAGGUCAUUCGUCAGCACCUCCACAAAAGAACGUAUCAGUGCUCGCUCAGAACGAAUGCCAGUCCAUCACCAGCCCCGAUGGAACAGUGAUACAACUCGUACCUAAACUCAUUCCCAAACUACGAGGUCGUCUACCAGCGAGUAUGGGCAGCGUCAGUCGCCAUCUCAUUUGCAGCUUACCAGAAAUAACUAUUUUGAAAGAGAGCAUCGCGAACACGGAAAUGGAAACAGUCAGCUCACGUACAAUUGACUAUGGAACAACAGCCACUGAAUUCACUACUACACUAGAUAGCACGGUGAUUACAAUUGCUGAUAUGACUACUACGCUAGGUACCACGAAGAUUACAGCUGCGGAAGUAGCUAGUAAUCAAGAUAGCACCUCGAUGUCCAGUAUGGAAACAGCAGCGACUGCAUCGACCGCAAAAAUGAUCGUGACGGAUCCAAUCACUCCGUACAAAAUUUUUCUUGCUGAUCUCCAUGAAGAUUUAAACUUCACCUCUAUCCCCUCCACAAUGGAGGCCAGUUUCGUCACCUAUGACACCGUAGAGAAGAAGGUGUACUGGACUGACACCGAAGUACACCAAGUGUAUCGUGCUGGCACUGAUGGGCAAAACAAGGAACCUGUCACCCAUCAAGCCCAUGUUGAAGAAAACUCCAGUCCAAGAUCAAUUGCACUUGCGGAAUCAUUAGGAAUUCUCUUCAUCGCGAAAACAGGAAGAAUGAUAACGACUUUGGAUGUUAGGAAUGGUAGCGUAUUUCCAAAGAAUGAGACUGAUUUCGUGAGCGGAUUUGCUUCCUUUCCUCGGGCUUUGGUAGUGGACGAGGAGCAAGGGUGCGUGUUAUCCAAAAUGGGUAUUCCGAGCUGA